Molecule: messenger RNA, 683 nt
Organism: Staurois parvus
Lineage: Eukaryota; Metazoa; Chordata; Amphibia; Anura; Ranidae
Source: the annotation of a GenBank genome assembly
CACCUAGGCAUGCAGACUGCUUCUACAAACAUUUGUGAAAGAAUGGGUCACUCUCAAGAGCUUAGCGAAUUCAAGCAUGGUACUGUGAUAGGCUGCCACCUGUACAAUAAGUCCAUCCGUGAAAUUUCCUUGCUACUAAAUAUUCCAUGGUCAACUGUUAGUGGUAUUAUAACAAAGUGGAAGCAACUGGGAACAACAGCUACUCAGCCACGAAGUGGUAGGCCACGUAAACUGACAGAGCGGGGUCCACGCAUGCUGAAGCGCACAGUGUGCAGAAGUCACCAACUGUCUGCAGAGUCAAUAGGCCAAAGACCUCCAAACUUUGUGUGGCCUUUAGAUUAGCACAACAGUGUGUAGAGAGCUUCAUGAAAUGGGUUUCCAUAGUCGAGCAGCUGCAUCCAAGCCUUACAUCACCAAGUGCAAUGCAAAGCGUUGGAUGCAGUGGUGUAAAGCAUGGCGCCACUGGACUCUAGAGCAGUGGAGACAUGUUCUGUGGAGUGAUGAAUCAUGCUUUUCUUCAAGCAAUCUGAUGGACCUGUCUGGGUUUAGCGGUUGCCAGGAGAACGGUACUUGCCUGACUGCAUUGUGCCAAGUGUAAAGUUUGGUGGAGGGGGGAUUAUGGCAUGGGGUUGUUUUUCAGGGGUUGGGCUUAGUACCUUAGUUCCAGUUAAGGGAAAUCUUAA